Messenger RNA from Bradysia coprophila, 1506 nucleotides. RefSeq names its product saccharopine dehydrogenase-like oxidoreductase. Lineage: Eukaryota; Metazoa; Arthropoda; Insecta; Diptera; Sciaridae. Gene Ontology annotation, cellular component: mitochondrion; plasma membrane; lipid droplet. The record is from RefSeq and is a predicted model, not a curated record. Gene Ontology annotation, biological process: glycolipid biosynthetic process.
AAAGAAUACCAAAUGGUGAAUCGAACGCGCAGUGUCAUUUUUCGGUGUUUAUGACAUCAGCGAUUUUAUUAUCUCAACAGCUGAGCAGAAAGAAAGUCCAGUAUUUUCACAAGUAAAUCAAGGUAUUGGGUUCUAAAAUGACAAGCGGAAAUCGGCUUGAUAUAGUUGUGUUCGGAGCAACUGGCUACACUGGAGGAUAUGUUGUGGAAAAUCUCAUCAAAACAAUCGAUAAGGAAAAUCCAGACCUGACGUGGGGUGUUGCAGGUAGAAGUGAGAAAAAGACGAGAGAAGUCUUGGAUCGGGUAUCGACGUAUACAGGAAAAAACGUUGAUGGAAUCGAAGUGAUUGUAGCGGAUGUUGCCGACGAAGAUUCCAUUUUAAGAAUGUGCAAACGGGGUCGGAUAAUUAUCAAUUGUGUGGGACCAUACAGCUUGUACGGGGAAGUGGUUGUGAAAAGCUGUAUCUUGGCUAAAUCACAUCACGUUGAUAUUGCUGGUGAACCUUUUUUCCUCGAGGGCAUGCAACUCAAGUAUCACGACAAAGCUGUGGAGGCAGGCGUUUUGAUUGUUGGUGCAUGUGGUUUCGAUAGUAUUCCGGUUGAUCUUGGAAUCAGUGAAUUGCAAAAAAAUUGUUCGGGUGAAAUUGCCUGGAUCGAAACGUUUGCCAAAAUUAUAGCUGGUGAAAGUGGAAGUGUCAUUAAUCACGGAACUUGGGAUUCAGCAGUCCAAUUUUUCGCUAAUUUAAGUGACUUGAAACGAGUCCGACGUGAGCUUUACAGUGGUUUCUUUAAAAAAGACUUCCCAACGUUCAGACACAAAUGCAGCCAAAAGUAUUUGCCAUACACACCGCCAGAAAUCGGGGAAUUGACCGUGCCUUUUUGGGAAACUGAUAAGUUCGUUGUAAAGAGGACACAAUUGCAAAAGUACAGCGACCAGAACAAGCGACCCGUUCAAAUGUCGGCUUAUUUUGUGGUUGGUUCAUGGUUCAAGGUAUUGGGAAUGGGUGCCAUUGCCCUAAUAUUUGGAAUGUUUGCUUUGUUUGCGUGUGGUCGGAGACUGCUUAAUAGAUAUCCUUCGGUAUUUACCGUCGGUAAUGUUUCUCUAAACGGCCCAACACGUAAGCAAGUCAGCGAGACAAGCUUUGAAAUUACCAUUGUGGGACACGGCUGGAAAGAUAAAUUGGAAUCACCGACUCAAGAGCCGGAAUCGCCACCCGAACGCCUAAUUGUUGGUCGCUGGCGUGGUCCGGAGGCAGGAUAUGCAGCUACGUCUGUUAUUCUGAUUCAAGCGGCAAUCACAAUUUUGAAAGAGAUCGAAUCAAUCAAUUACAAGGGAGGAGUUCUCACACCUGGCUUAGCAUUUGAACAUACAUCGUUGGUAGACAGGCUCAGGCGGCAUGCAGUUGUGUUUGAAAUAAUAAGAAAUUGAAAUUAAACCGAAAGGACUCACAUUUUUGGAUUAUUGAAAGGGUAAAAAAUAAAAAUAAAAAAUAUUUUUAGAAAAUGAA